Messenger RNA from Coffea arabica (coffee), 905 nucleotides. Its product is annotated as AIG2-like protein D. Lineage: Eukaryota; Viridiplantae; Streptophyta; Magnoliopsida; Gentianales; Rubiaceae. The record is from RefSeq and is a predicted model, not a curated record.
GAAUGGGACAAGAUGUGAAACAGGGUAUGGUACAGAAGAUCCGUUGCGGUGUUUGUCUAUCAAUCAUAUUCAUAGUAAAAUAGUAAAUCUAUCAAUCAUAUUCAUCAAUGGCGUCGACGAACCCUCAGCCGGUGGCUGCACUGCAUAACGUGUUUGUCUACGGCAGCCUCUUAGCUGACGACGUCGCUCGUGUCCUCCUGAAUCGUGUCCCCGCUUCGUCCCCAGCCAUCCUCCAUAACUACCAUCGGUUUAGCAUCAAAGGAAGAGUUUACCCAGCAAUCCUACCUAUUGAAAAUAAGCAAGUAUCUGGGAAGGUUCUUUCGGGCAUUACUCCUUUUGAGUUGCAUAUUCUCGAUGAGUUUGAGGAUGUUGAGUAUGAAAGGCAGACUGUCGAUGUUUAUUUGAUGGAUAGCUCUGAAAAGUUGCAGGUAAGCACUUAUGUUUGGAGCAACAAGACUGACCCAAAGCUAUAUGGAGAGUGGGAUUUUCAGGAAUGGCAACGCUUGCACAAGGAAGAUUUUAUAAAGAUGUCACUGGGUUUUAUGGAAGAACUGCAGCUACCUGAAUCAAAGCCAAGGGUGACAACUUAUGAAUCUUUCUUUCAGCCAAAAACUGAUGGUCAGAGUUGAGCACCUUGACAUGAAUCCUUAACAUCAUGCUUCGUGGAUCAUGACAGGUGAUUCAUUCAUAUGUGCUGCAAUUUAUACAGUGUAUAUAAUUAGCCUAUGAACUUGGGCUUUAUUUGGAGGCCACUAUCUAAGCAGUUGCAAUAGGAGCUAAAAUAACACCAGAGUGGUUUCAUUUGCCUUGAUCAUGGAACCUGUCCUUGACAUGGCCAGCAAUAUACAGUAUCAAAUUCUCCAUCUUCAAUUUUCAAUAAUUUUUUUUGCUCAAAUUUGUAUGAA